Cyprinus carpio (common carp) is the source of this 521-nucleotide messenger RNA. RefSeq names its product mitogen-activated protein kinase kinase kinase kinase 4-like. The coding region runs from base 204 to 521 and encodes 105 amino acids. Lineage: Eukaryota; Metazoa; Chordata; Actinopteri; Cypriniformes; Cyprinidae. The record is from RefSeq and is a predicted model, not a curated record. The transcript has 4 exons.
GUUUAAAAUGAUUCACUGGCGAAUCGGACAUUUCUGUAAGGUACAGGGAGCUACUGCUCCAAUCCCAUUCAACUCACCAUGAAUUAUCAGCGUGUGUCCUGCAUUAGAGAAAUGUUGCUAUAGUAAACGAACCGUACACAGGUUUGCAGUUACGGCCGACAGUGUGAAGAGUAUUGUUACAGCAAAUAUUAUACAAAUGAAAGAUGGCGAACGACUCUCCAGCGAAAAGUCUAGUAGACAUAGACCUUUCUUCAUUACGGGACCCAGCCGGGAUUUUUGAACUGGUCGAAGUGGUUGGAAAUGGUACAUAUGGUCAAGUGUACAAGGGUCGACAUGUCAAAACAGGACAGCUGGCGGCAAUCAAAGUCAUGGAUGUCACAGAGGAUGAGGAGGAUGAGAUCAAACUUGAGAUUAACAUGCUGAAGAAAUACUCCCACCACAGAAACAUUGCCACAUACUAUGGUGCGUUUAUCAAGAAGAGUCCUCCUGGACAUGAUGACCAGCUGUGGGUGGGGAUCUGA